Molecule: messenger RNA, 1647 nt
Organism: Clonostachys solani
Lineage: Eukaryota; Fungi; Ascomycota; Sordariomycetes; Hypocreales; Bionectriaceae
Source: the annotation of a GenBank genome assembly
AUGGCCAGUCUCUUUGAGAAAUCCACCUUGGGCAAAUAUGUCCAGACCAUCAAAGAGUCGCCACGGGAGUUGUUCUUCAACUCGAAGCUACUCUUCUCAACUGCGGUCUACGCAAUGACGGCCAUGGCUAUCACUUGGGACCAAGGUUCAAGUUCCGUCAUUCCCUCUCUUCCGGGGUUUGCCAAAGCAUAUGGAAUCACAUCGGCUGCAAAUCCUGCUCAAGUAACCAACUUCAUCUCGAUUGUAUACCUGGGAGCGGGUGUCGGCUCCUUCUUAUCAUACUUUCUCAACGAUAGGAUUGGAAGGGUGUGGUCACUCCGGGUAUACUUUGUCGUUUGGAUCUGCGGCCAACUCAUAGCGACCUUCUCCGAUGGGAAAAUGCCAGCCCUUUACGCGGCUCGAAUCGUCUCUGGCCUGGGAAUUGGGCCUCUAACCGUCACAGGGCCCAUGUCCAUUGUUGAAAUCGCGCCCACUGAGUUCCGCGGUCUGCUUAGCUUCUGGUUUGGUAUCGUCUUGCUUCUUAGCUUGAUGGUUGCCAACCUAACUGUUUAUGCUACCUAUGUGCAUAUCAGUCCGUCGUCACUGCAAUAUCAGAUCGUUUGGUUUGUCCCCAUCAUUGUCUCUUUAUUGGUUAUCAUAGCUAGCAUCUGGGCAGUGGAGUCGCCCCGAUGGCUUAUGUUAGUCGGCCGCGAAGACGAGGCCAUCGAAAAUCUUGUCCAGUUGCGUGGUCUCCCUCUCGAGCACGAGCGCGUUUCGUCCGAAUUAGCAAAAAUAAAGAGACAAAUACAAGAGGAGCACGCGAAGUUCGGAGAAAACGGCGGCUUCAAGGCUAUCCUCAGGGAGACUUUUCUGGAUAAGGCCAAUCUCCGCCGAGUUUUCCAGACUGCAAUUGCCUAUGCACUUGCACAAAUCACGGGAGCAAAUUCAGUCGCCAGCUAUCUAAUCCCCAUUUUGUCACUUAUGGGCAUGGGUGGUGAGCAAGGUCGGAACUUGCUCCUCGCAGCCAUGUACUCCAUGGCUAAGGUAUUCUAUACCAUCAUUGCGUCCUUCUUCUUCGUCGAUGCUCUAGGUCGACGUAACUCGUUGUUCAUUGGUAUCACCUUUCAGCUAGUCUCAGACCUAUACAUUGGUGUCUACCUUAAGUACCGUCAGGCUGGAUCCGUUACGCCGGGUUCCUCUGAAGGUGCUAUCGCCGCAAUCUUCCUUCACGGUUUUGGUUUCGCUGUCGGCUUGUUGUCAUUGCCUUAUAUCUUUGGUGCUGAGCUAUGGCCUAAUGGUAUCAGGUCUUUCGGCUCAGCCCUAUCUCAGACCUUUCACUGGCUCUUCUUUUUUGCUAUUUUAAGAGCUACGCCAUCUAUUUUAUCUAGCAUGGAUAACUGGGGUGCUUUCAUCUUCUUUGCUGGCUGGUGCCUUAUCUCACUGGUGUACGUAUUCUUCUCGGUGCCUGAGACAGCCGGUCUCUCUAUCGAGCAACUUGACACCGUCUUUAGGGGGCCAUGGUAUAAGGCCUAUCUUUCUUCCAAGCACCAACAGCAGAGAGGGUUAAUGACAUUAGAUGGCCUUCAUGUGGCUGACCAAGAAGCCGGCGGUCAGUGCCAUGGUACAGCAGUUGGCAAGUCUAAGGGCGACAUAAUCGCAAACCAUUAG